Porites lobata is the source of this 7126-nucleotide messenger RNA. NCBI's taxonomy places the organism in Eukaryota, Metazoa, Cnidaria, Anthozoa, Scleractinia, Poritidae. The record is from the annotation of a GenBank genome assembly.
AUGGCUUUUAAAUUGAAUGCUGAAAAUGGGUAUCAGAAUCCGUCAGCCUUGGACUCAACCUGCUGUGACCUGAAAUCUUUGCAAAUGCUGACAAAUAUAAGAGAACCUAGGGUAUGUAUUUUGAUCGACAUUUGAAUACGGACAAGAGACACGAAAGACGGAACUCAGCGUUAUUCAAAAUACCGUAACAUUUAUGCAAGAUGUCAGUUUUUAUAUUUCUCCCAUAAAAUGUACCUCAACGUUUGUAUUCUUGCUGUCAGCCAUUGUUGGUUAGCGGUUUUCUAACUGGGAGAAUGACGUUAUAGCUGGUAUCGUACGAACCCUAUCUUGUCGGUUUUUCUAUCGUAUACACCGUCACAGAUCAGUUCUUUGAAUUACAGUAUAUGUACCAACUCUUAUUAACCUCAGUAUUUACCGCUAUAUUGGCCUUACUUCCACACUUCCGUGUAUGCUAUGACAUUUUAGGUUUCCAAUUUUCGUGUGCUUUUAAGUCUUGUCAUCUCACUAACCCGUUUAAUUGAUUUCUAGUUUCACGCCUGUUUAGCUCAAGCUUACGACCUGAACUGUUAAAUGUGUCUCUCCUACUGUAUCAUUUAACCAAUGCGUUUCCUAGUGAAAGAGGAAUUGACAUCCCUCACAACUCAAAUUUGCUUUUACAGACAGACAGAGCAUGUUACAAGUAGCGACAAGCGAUUGAGGCUUUUAUGGUUUAUGAGAAAUUUCAGUUUUGAUAUGAUCUGUAGAGCUCAGCUCGCUGUCGUGGUUCUUGAACUGCUUGUAAAGCACUUUGCUGUCCCUGGCAGAUUCAAUCUUGUCUAUGCGAAACAUAAAUUAUCCCGCUUUGCCGGCUCAGGAAAAAGUCCAGGAUUUGAAAAGUUUUAAAGGAACGUCACAUAAAUCUAGAGGAGGUUGUAUUUUGCGCCCCACUUUAGAAAGCAGAUGUGCUUGUGUCCGAUCUCAAGGAGAUAUGUCGGGCAAAAACAUUAAAACCCGGGUAAUGAGGACUUUUGAAUGCACAAAUAUAGCACUUCGGAGUGAAUCUCGUCUGUUCAUUGUUUAUUCUCGUGAUUUUUAAAGCUAAACAACAACGAUAAAGCCAAUCAUGCAUCUUUUGGUUUCAUUUUCACGAAGAGCGCUGGGGAACCUGUGUAAUUAGGAAAUCGAAUUUUCGAACAUGUAAAUUUGGGCUGUUUUAAAUAAUCCUUUUGUUACAUGUUACUGAGCAUAAAGAAGGUAGAAGUUAGUACACAUGUAACUUAUUUUACGCCUUCUCGUCUACAUGAUGAACAGAAAUCACGCCUCCAACAAAUUGUUUGGUAGCUAAAAGGUUUUUUUCCCAAGGAUUUACACUUCAUUUCAGGCCAAAGAGUGUUAAAAACCAAAAUUGCGGAAAACCGCAAAAUUCACUUAAAAUAGACCACUAAUCAACUGAACAGCACCAAGUGAAAGUCUCUCACUUCUAUAGCUACAUCAUAGGAUUUCGAUAAAGGACUUUUAAAAAAUGUGGACCUACAUUUCUCAUUUGUUCCCGGAAUCACGGACUACAAGAUUGGAUCUUUAGAUGAUGAUGGACUUAGAGGGGAGAAGGGAAAAGUUAUUCCUUUGUUUUUGACGAUCUUAUGUAAAUGUAUUUUUUUGUUUUCCAGUGGAAGAUACACGGAGUUAUAAGAUUCCUCGCUGCUGAUGGCCUAAGGCACGAAAAAAAGAAAGUCCCUUGUCGUGUAUUCUACUUAUAAAUAUCCCCAAUUCGAGCAAUUUAUGAAAAUAGUAACUUCGGAGGGAUCUCAGUUAUUCAAAACCGACAAGAAAUUACUAGAAAUAUGUGUCUCAGUCGCAAAACCUCAAGAAAAUCGGUGAGCAUGAAGCAGUUUCUAUAUUGAGACCUUUCUUUAUGUGACUGUUUAUUUCAUGGGUCAGAAACUAUAUUAAAACAAACUAACUUCGAGGAGACAAGCAGACCUCUUUUCAACACAUCUUAAAUGUAUCAGAGGUCAGUGUUGUUGGCGACUAUCGCUGCAUAGCCUAAUUUGUUUGGUAUGUUAUAUUAUUCAGUGAUCUUUGUAUUCUAAUGCAGUUUCUCACAACUUUCGUAAGUGAAGCGUCCAUGCUUAUUAAAUGCCUUUAGACAAGCCUGGACAAGCCUUAUAAGGCUUAAUCCUCCAAAUUUCCAUUUUGCUACCGGCUUUCUAGCGUAUAAACGUGCAACGAAUUUAUUUCAAUUGGUUUGAAGUCUCAAAAAUGAAAUGAAAUGAUGUCUGAGAUUUUCAGUUUUGGGUUGAGGUUUUGCUUCGUUGACAAAUCUGUAGAAACAGGAAGCUAAGAGAACAGAAACUGAAUUUAACAACCUUUAAAUGUCAAGAGCACUUGACAAUCACAUGGAGGAAAACAAAACGAUAGCAACAAAAUGUCUUGCAUUUAAUCCCAAAAAUAAAAACGUGAGUGCCACCGCCGAACGGAUGUUGGCUGGGUUAUCAUUACGCAAAAAGGAAGACCGGUUUUAGAUCGUAAUCUAAUUAGUUAAAGUGAUUCCUACUGAUCCUCCCUACAUAUAAUAGAUGUAUUUAAUUCGAUAAAUCAUUUUCUCGGAUAAUUUUCUCUGUUCUUUUGAGAGCAUCCAGUUAUCAAAUUGUAGAUAAAGAGAAUUAACCUGAAUUUUUUUAACAACCCAGCCCAGGUGGCAAUCACCAUGUAAUGGAUCUUCAAAUCAACCUUUAGCCUGAGAAAACAGCCGUCAUUUGGCAACGCCACAAACGGUUUCACCGCGAAAGGACGUCGAGGCGAAACCAGUAGUGCCGUCGAGAAAUAUCAGCUGUUUUCUUAGGCUAGUCAAUCUUUUUAAGUUUGCUGGCAAAAUUCCUUUAAAUGGCCAAUGUCAGAACGUUCGUUAGGGUCAGUUAAACCAUUUAAUUCUGAAUCGCAGGACAUUUUGAGACUAAAGAAUGAAAGAAUUUUAGGUCCAUCAACUCGUUCCCAGUCUCUAGGGCAUUUCCGCGAGCAAAAACACGGUUGGGUCUAUGAACUCGUUCCCAGCCUCUAGGACAUUUCCGCGAGCAAAAGUACAGUAUUUCGAAGGCCAAAAUUGAAGAUAUUUAUUUUGGAAACACAUUUUUAAAUAUAUGAGGCUAGUUCAGUUUAAAAGUUGAGUAGCAAUUGUCUGCAGAUAAAACACUAUUCAGUGUUUUCGAAACAAAUUAUACUAUCCAGUGAAUAAAUCCACAAAACUGGCAUUAAAGUCAGUGAUAAUACUCAUCAAAGGACCAAAGAGUGAACACUAAACCUUCGCGACGUACUGAAUACAUUGACGUUUAUCAUUCUGAUUUUUGAUCGCUGAAUUGCUACAUUCCUCUCCACAGAUGCCAAUACCUUCCCAAAAAUGCAUUCACUCAAUAGUACAGUAACCGCAGUGAGAGGCUCCGACGUUACAUUGGUUUGCAAAGGAAGUAAUGUACAACCACUCGAUACCGAUUUUAUGUGGAAGUUUAACAACGAGACAGUAGAGAAUAAAGAAAACAGGAAUAUCAAACUAAUCUGGCUUCCAAAAAGACAGGCAAAGUAUUCUCUAGAUAUCUUAAAUGUAUCAGAGAAAGAUGCCGGUGACUAUCGUUGCAUUGCCCAAGUUAGUAACUUUGGAAUACACGACAAAGCCGAAGCUUCUAUAAAGCUGCGUUUAUAUGAAAGCAGUAAGUAUAACUUUUUUACCUUCGCUAGAUUUAUAAGUAAGAGCAAAUUUUGUGUAAAUGUAAAGUGUAUUAGUUCUUUGUUUUUGGUAGAAGAGCAACCUCUUGAGACCAGACUAUGUUUAAAGUGGUCGUUUGGAAGAGUUUGAAGACAGUCUUUUAAAAUAAACGUUAUCCAAAGAGAGGCCGAUGAAUGUUCAGUUAAGACUUGACCGGGAUCAGAAACAUAAAACCGCGCAUUAAAGUAUCUGAUACCCAGGUGGGCCCAGUUGUUCAAAGGCAUACUAGCACUUAACCUAGGGUUAAAUUUAACCCGGGUUUCUUUUUCUUUGGGGUUCAAAAGCAUUUUCUCUGAUAAUUUUCUCUGUUAUUUUUAAGAGCAUUCAAUCAUCAACUUGUUGACAAAAAGAAUUUAACUAAAUUUACUUUUUAAGCUUUCAUAUCUGAAUUCAAAUUUUGCACUAACCCUGCGUUAUCUUAACCCAGCUUUGAAAAACCCGGCCCAAGGUAAUAACGUUCAAAAUCCUCUUUGUUCAUUCAGUGAAGUUGUUAGAGAGCUCUACCCCUCCCCUAAGCUACCAUUAAUACUUCCUUCUCACUUAGAGCAAAAUUAUGGCUUAGGGGAGGGGUAGGUGGGCAGUUUCUCAGAAACCUAAAUUCUUCCUACUUUCUUACAGUACUGAACCUCACAGCAUCGCCACCAAAUGUCAUCAUUGAAGAAGGGCGCACUGUGCCACUGCAAUGUGAAGUCAUGUGCUCAAAAACAAUGGACGUUUGGACUUUCUGGCUUUUCAACGGCAAAAUGAUUGAAGCUAGACCAUUUCAUACAGGAAACGAGCAUGAUUUAAGUAACACAGUCACAAACAUCUCAACGUUCUUACUAAAGAAUGCCAUGCUAUCACAGACUGGCGUAUACACGUGCGGUGCUAAUUCAACUGGCGUUAUGAAAACACAGAAUAUAACCGUGACAGUGAAAGACUUGGAAGGUCCAACUCUAGUGCAAACCAAAUCGAACAUAGACGCUGUUGAAGGCGAAAAUAUAAUGCUAAGUUGCAAUGCAGUGUACCCGGAAGCGUUUUUUGUCGACACGUUUUGGAUUUUCAACGGCAGCCGGAUAAACAGUAACGACAAGUAUAAAGAAAAAAACAUUUCCCCUUGGGUGGAACAAUCAGAACGGAGCGUAAAGAGAAUGAAGAUUGGAUUGACUAUUUAUAACGUUGGACUGAACGACAGUGGCGAGUAUAUGUGUGCUCUUAACACCUCACUUGGCUUACACCUGAAAAACGUUAGUGUUAACGUCACGCGGAAACCAGGCCCCCAACCAGGUUUCCGUAUUCAGCAACCUACUGAAAAGCCCCAGGGGAAAGCAGAUUUGCUUGGAACUACACUGUUCAUUGGUCUGGGUCUCUUUGUUGGAUUGGUGACGACCAUAAUAGUUUCUAUGAAGCUAUGGAGAUGGCCAAAACCCAGGCCUCCAAAAUCAAGUAAGUCAAUGAUGAAAUACAUCAGGGCCGAGUUGUUCAAAGCUGGGUUAAGAUGACCCAGGGUUAGUGCGAGAUUUGAAUCAAGAUUUGAAAGCUUAAAAAGUAUUUCAGUUAUAAUUCUUUUUGUCUACAAGUUGAUGAUUGGAAGCUCUUAAAAUAACAGAGAAGAUUAUCCGACAAAAUGCUUUUGAACACAAGAAAAAGAAACCAGGGUUAAAUUUAACCCCGGGUUGAAAGCUAAUCGGCCUUCGAACAACUGGGCCCAGAUGUUACAUGAUGCGUUCCAUUUUUGUGCCCAUCUGGGUCUCAACCUAUUACCUGCAGUUGAACAUUCCAGUGCCUUACAGGCCAGAGAGGGUUGUGCACAUUGAAUGUUUGGGUAAAUCCCGGGUCCCUCGGCAGCGUUCAAACUUGGUGCCAGGGUGUGGUGCUUGAGAGCGGUACUCGCUGGGCACUAAUGUGGACACACCCUUUGUUAAGUACCCAGGUUCGAAUUCGGGCAUGCUGCCGAUGCCUACGGUGGCCUGUAAGGGACAUGACAUUUGUUUUUAUGGCUAAGUUAUCGCGCGAUAAUAGGUUAGCUUAUCGCGGGACAAAUUACAACAUAUCAAAUGAUAAAGAGAAGCCUGACCUCACGCUUUCCACCCACGUGUUUACAGCCUUUAAUUCUCAGAGUUUAGCUUUUACGAGUAUAUGUUUCAGAGACCUUCCUCGUUUGUACGAUAUAAUUGGAGGUUCUUUGUAGAUCUGUCUAAGAAGAGGUUGGUUCUCUAUCAGUAGCCAGGUUUCAUAAGAAUGUUUGUAAGGCUAGGAAAUGAUGGUUGAUAUUGCGUGACAAAGGGCAAAAUGGUUUUUCUUCUUGAAGGUUUUUGUUGGAGUGAUUCUUUUCUAUUUUCAAAGGGUAUUUCAGAGAGAGCUAGAGUUAUUAAAUUCUGUGGAUAUCGCGCGGUAAACUGACUUAUUAUCGCGCGAUAACUCCAACCUCGUUCCCAGGGUUCUCUCCUACCCCCCCACGUGGCGAUAACUGUUCAUUUUAUCGCGCGAUGGUUUUAACUUAGCAAAACAAAAAAAAAUGUCAUGUCCCUUACGGGCCACCGUAGAUGCCACAGUACAAGAUUGAGUCUUUUUACUCGGGCGCUGUGCACAUUGUCUUUUUUUUAGCUCCUGGGCAAUCAAUUCUUUAUUCUCCCUGUUAAGCUCACAUUUCAAAAUGGCGUCUGACAGGGAGAUAUGGAGUAUAUAUGUAGAGAUUUACAUAUCAGUUAAUCAAGGGUGAACACAACACCAGUUUGUGCCGGUACCCAGGAACUUGUUCAGGAGCACCAAGCGUUAAGCUUUUACAAGAGGGAAUGGUGUGGCCUUUACGACACCUCAGCUGUCCUUUUUACAACCUUUCUGUAGAAGAAAAACCCCUUCAGAGUGAGCGCUGGCCAGCGUCUUUUCUCCUUGUUCUAAUAAUCAUCAUUUGUUUUUCCCUGCCUCCUAGUUAAAUCUCCCCCAGAUCUGGACGCCAAAGACGUCGAGUAUGAUGUAUUCCUCUCAUACUGCAAAAAAGAUUUCCCCUGGGUGGACAGAGAGCUGUUACCACUAUUUAAUCAUAACCAAGUGAAAUAUUGCGUGGAUUUCCUACACUUUGAACUUGGAAAAGCGUUUGUAGAAAACAUAGUGGAAGGCAUCUGUAAGAGCCGCAAAUUUUUAGCAGUCUGGUCGGCCAAUUUCGCUUCUAGUAUAUACUGCAAUAAAGAACUGGACUUUGCUUUACACCGGAGUUUCCAAAAAAGUGACACUACAGUGAUUGUCAUUCGUAUCGAUUGGACUGACCCUACACGACUCCCCAAGUCUCUACAGACAAAAACAUUUUUGGAUUACGCUGACAGUGCAGAGAGAAAAGGAUGGGAGAAGAGACUCAUACAACAUUUAAAGCCUCCAAAGCAACCAAAGAAAAUGAUAGUCAGCAUAGUUUGA